AUGGGCUGUAUUUGUAGUGCUUAAGCAAAUUAAUAAUCAAUCAAAACUAAGAUUGUAAUUAUUGGAUUGGAAUAAAGUGGAAAAACAGCCUUGUUCGAAUAUAUUAAGAGAGGAAAUUUCAUUGAAACGCAGCCAACUGAUGGUAAGGAUUAUAAUUAUAUGAUAAGGAUAUAAUGUAGAUUUUAAUAAUAAGGACUUUUUGAUAUUUGAUUUAGCAGGUAGAACACCAAAUUUAUGGUAGCAUUAUUAUGAAAAUGCUGAUGGGAUAAUAUUUGUAAUAGAUUCUUCUAACAAAGAAAACUUAUAAUAAGUUAAGGAGUAGCUUAUGAAAUUAAAUCAAGACAUUGAAUUUCUGAAUGUAAAAUGAAAUCUUUAUUUAGAUAGGAGUUCUUAUUAUGUUUACUAAAUCAGAUUUAGAACAUAUCAAUUGUAAGGCCUUUUUGGAUGAGUGUGGAGUCUUAAAGAACUUAGAAUAAGAAAAAGCUUGGUAGAUGUGUAGUUCUAAAACUGGAGAAGGAAUUGAAGAAGGAAUCUAAAAGCUAAUGCUCUUAAUUAAGAAAUAAUAUACAAGACCCUAGAAUUAGCAGAAAGUCUGA
Molecule: messenger RNA, 596 nt
Organism: Paramecium pentaurelia
Lineage: Eukaryota; Ciliophora; Oligohymenophorea; Peniculida; Parameciidae
Source: the annotation of a GenBank genome assembly